UUCCGGUUUCUACCAUAAAACUAGCUGCCGUUUGUUUUUCUCUUCUACUGUAUAUAUAUAUAUAUAUAUAUAUAUGUGUUUGUCAAUGUAGUAGACACACACAUUCUGAUCCCUGCUAAAAACAUAGUGCAAUGGCAAGCAGUUCUCAGUCCUUUUCCAGCUUCAAAUCCUACCUCCACGCCCUCUCCGACACCCCAAACCGCCUCCGCCGCCGCGCCUGCUCCGUCUCCACUUCACUGCAAGAAAUGAACAAGGUCCGUUCCCUUUCCGGCUCCGAGAUGAAGCGGUCGCUCGGCUGGCACGACCUCAUCUGCUUCGGAAUCGGCGGGAUGGUCGGCGCCGGCGUGUUCAUCACCACAGGCCGCGCCAGCCGCCUCUGCGCUGGCCCCGCCGUCGUCCUCUCCUACGCCAUUGCCGGCCUCUGCGCACUCCUCUCCGCCUUCUGCUACACCGAGUUCGCCGUCGCCAUGCCCGUCGCCGGCGGCUCCUUCAGCUACAUCCACGUCACCUUCGGCGAGCUCCCGGCCUUCUUCACCGGCUCCAAUCUCAUCGUCGACUACGUCCUCUCCAACGCCGCCGUCGCGCGCGGCCUCACUUCCUACCUGGGCACCGCGCUAGGCCUUCCCGCGAGCACGCAGCUGCGGUUCACCGUCCACAGCCUGCCGAAAGGAUACAAUGAGAUCGACUUGAUCGCGGUGGUGGUAGUGCUGCUCAUCACAAUCGUCAUCUGCUACAGCACGAAGCAGAGCUCGUGGGUGAACAUGUCGCUCACGGCGCUGCACAUUCUGUUCAUAGCGUUCGUGAUCGCGAUGGGGUUCUGGAGAGGGAAACUAAUCAAUUUCACGGAGCCGAGCGAUCCUAAAAACGCAGGCGGUUUCUUCCCCUUCGGAGCGUCGGGAGUGUUCGACGGCGCGGCGGUGGUGUACAUGAGCUACAUCGGGUACGACGCGGUGUCGACGAUGGCGGAGGAGGUGGAGAAUCCGGCGAAGAACAUUCCGAUCGGGGUGACGGGGUCGGUGAUGAUGGUGACGGUAUUAUACUGCUUGAUGGCGGCAUCGAUGUCGUCGCUUCUGCCAUACGAUUUGAUCGAUGCGGAAGCGCCGUUUUCGGGGGCGUUUAAGGAGGGGGCUGAGUGGGUGUCGAAUGUGAUCGGGGUGGGGGCCAGUUUCGGGAUAGUGACGUCUCUCCUGGUGGCGAUGCUGGGCCAGGCUCGCUACAUGUGUGUCAUCGGCCGAUCUUGUGUGGUCCCCUCCUGGUUUGCGCAGGUCCACCGCUCCACCUCUACCCCUGUCAACGCCUCUUGCUUCCUCGGGAUGUUGACAGCAGCAAUCGCGGUGUUUACUGAUCUAGAUAUCCUGCUGGAUUUGGUGUCGAUCGGGACUCUGUUCGUGUUCUACAUGGUGGCGAAUGCAGUGAUAUACCGGCGCUAUGUGGGCAUAGGGACGACGAAUCCAUGGCCGACUCUGUCUUUCCUCUUCUGCUUCUCACUCACUUGUAUCCUCUUCACUCUCCUCUGGUACUUGACACCAUCAGGCAAGCCCAGGCUCGUGAUGCUCGGAGUUUCUGCUGCUCUCGCCAUUGCUCUCCUGCAGCUCUUCCUCUUCAUGGUCCCUCAGGUCCGGAAGCCCGAGAAUUGGGGGGUCCCCUUCAUGCCCUGGAUCCCCUCCAUAUCCAUCUUUCUCAACAUAUUCUUGUUGGGUGCCCUCAACAAGGAAUCCUAUCUCCGAUUCGGAUACUUCUCCGCUCUCACCCUGCUCCUCUACCUACUGUACAGCCUGCAUUCCAGCUUCGACGCCGCUGCAGGAGAGAGCAUCAAGGGUACGGAGGAAGUUCAUAUUCCUUAGCUCUCUUUAAGGUGGUGGGUGGGUGGGUUCAAGGAUUACAUCAAUACUCUCUGCUCAACAACUCUAUAUCAUCCAUCUCAUUUUGUCUCUCAAAUUCGUAAUACAAAUAAAUUACUCUAAUAGUAGUAGUAGUACUACUACUUAAGUAUGCAUAUACCUUAAUACUCUUGCGUUUGACCAUUUGAACCAAAAAAAAGUUGGCUCCAAAUUGAAACCUAAAUAAUCGAAAAAAUUGUCAGAACUCACAAUCUCAAAUUGCUUUGCCGGUUCUAAUAAAAUAACUACUAGUAUAAUAAUAAUAUUGUUAUAUCUACGAUUUCAUCUGUAAUGGUUUAGGCCCUUUUCUAGUUUUUUAAGCCGAUGUAAUUUAUCUAUCUUGUAAAAAGAAAGUACUUCUAUAAAAGUAGAAUCAUUCAAUAAAGCUCAUUAUAAACCUACUUUUAUCUUUA
Salvia splendens (bonfire salvia) is the source of this 2293-nucleotide messenger RNA. RefSeq names its product cationic amino acid transporter 7, chloroplastic. The transcript has 2 exons. Gene Ontology annotation, biological process: transmembrane transport; amino acid transport. The record is from RefSeq and is a predicted model, not a curated record. Gene Ontology annotation, cellular component: plasma membrane. Lineage: Eukaryota; Viridiplantae; Streptophyta; Magnoliopsida; Lamiales; Lamiaceae. The coding region runs from base 132 to 1844 and encodes 570 amino acids. Gene Ontology annotation, molecular function: amino acid transmembrane transporter activity.